Messenger RNA from Caenorhabditis sp. 36 PRJEB53466, 1453 nucleotides. The record is from the annotation of a GenBank genome assembly. NCBI's taxonomy places the organism in Eukaryota, Metazoa, Nematoda, Chromadorea, Rhabditida, Rhabditidae.
AUGAUUGUUUUUAUUGCGGUUUUUGCAGUUUUUGGUAGGUUUUUCCGAAAAUGUCUCUUUUUUUCGCUUUGAACGCUCUAUAGUCACUACUCCGCGGUCCCUGCUCGGAUCACGGUGCCAAGUUGGGUCCAAAACGCUAUCCCACGUGAAAGCCCCGCCGCGACCGCCACCUUUUCCAAUUUAACACUGAAUUCACGUGGUGUGCGGUAGAGCGCGAUUGCAAAACACUUGCUAGACUGUGUUUCGAUUGCACAACCACCUAGCUAGAUGCAGAAAUCGGUACAGAGAUGGGCGCGGUGCGGGAACAAACAGAUUUGGGCUCAAAAGUUUCGAACACGUUCCGGUGUACUCGAAUUUGCGUCGUUCUCUGCGCCUCUCGCAUGACACACUAUUUCUGAUCGCUGACGCAAAAUUGUGUGCACCGGAACGUGUUCGAAAGUUGAUUAUUUAUUAGAAAUAUAACUGCUUAGGUUCGGUUAGAAACGUGAAUAAAGCACCCCGCAUUUCCAGGUCUAUCGUAUGGAAUUCCGACGCAGCUGAAGGAGACGAAUCCAGUGACGAUUCCGCCGUGUCCGUCCGGCUCCCGCCCACUUUUGCGGCCCGACGGACAGCCGAGAAAGUGUCUGCCGCACCAGAAUUCGCUUUGUAUCAAUGCUCUUCCGGAUAAGGUAUCGAUUCUUUUGAUUCUCAUGAAGCACAAAAAUCGAUAAUGUCAGCCGAACGCGGACACGGUGUGCUGCUUCCACAACCAGGUCGAUUACUACUGUUGCCUGGACACGACGGAGCAGCAGUGCCCGGAUUACCAUCAGGUUACUGUCGUCAUUCACAACAGUUUCCCGCAGAAUCCGUUCGCGCUCAAGAGCUUCUUUUUUAAGGACGGAAUCGAGGACGAUGUAAGUCUUUUCAAUUUUUCCUGUAAAAACGACAUUUCUUUCCUGAAAACCUGUAUGAACUUCGAUUAAAUCGUGAAUUAAACAUAAAAUCGUGAAUUUAAACAUAUUAAACAUGUAAACAAAUUGAAACUGUAAAAAUUUCAAUUUGAAUGCGCGGAAACAGGAAAACGACUAGAUUCAAGCGGCAUGAACAAAUGGAAGAGAAACUUUUUCGAUUUUCAGCGGUUUUUCGAAUCAUCAACAAAAUGUAAAGCUCUUCUUCACAAAGCACAUCGGAAAUCCAAAGAUUGUAAAGAAAAUUGCGAGAAAAGCUGACAGCGGCGUUGCCGUAAAUCGACACGGCCGGCGGCCGAGUUGGUGUUUCUCUUCCAUCUGCGCAUGACGUUUUCGUGUCCCCGACCCGUUUUCGCGCGCAUUCACAUUCAAAUGCCCCGUUAGUGAUAUGAGAUUUUCUAAAUUUCCAGAUAAUCGACGCCACAUUCGGGCGCGGAGACGAGGGACUUCAAAACGAGAACGGACUUCUCGUUCGUCACCAAACAAAUGAAAUUUUGAAACAAUAG